This is a messenger RNA of Temnothorax curvispinosus, 1993 nucleotides long. RefSeq names its product KRR1 small subunit processome component homolog (gene dbe). Lineage: Eukaryota; Metazoa; Arthropoda; Insecta; Hymenoptera; Formicidae. Gene Ontology annotation, molecular function: RNA binding. The coding region runs from base 110 to 1129 and encodes 339 amino acids. Gene Ontology annotation, cellular component: nucleolus; small-subunit processome. The transcript has a single exon. The record is from RefSeq and is a predicted model, not a curated record.
UUUCCUUCCGGAAGUUUGAAAUUCCUGCAACAUAACCUAUAUUCACCUGCGAGGCCGAACGCGUACACGUUUAUCAUACAUUGGACUUAUCAUUCUGAAUCGCACGAGAAUGGGUGGCUCGAAGAAAAGCGCGAAGGCACAGAAAACCGGGCCGGUCGACAAUGCGUGGUCGUUGAAGAUACCAGAAUUUAAAGAAGAAGAUAAUCCACAUCGCCUGCUUGAGGAGAGCUCGUUUGCUACUAUGUUCCCGAAGUAUCGCGAGCAUUAUUUGAAGGAACAUUGGCCGCUAGUUCAGAAAGCGCUGGCCGAGCAUCACGUCAAGGCCGAGAUGGAUCUCAUGGAGGGAAGCAUGACGGUGAAGACUACCCGAAAGACUUGGGACCCGUACAUCAUCAUCAAAGCACGCGACAUGAUCAAGCUCAUGGCUCGUUCGGUUCCGUUUGAGCAAGCGGUGAGAGUUCUCCAGGAUGACAUUACCGCGGACGUCAUAAAGAUAUCCUCUUUUGUCAGGAACAAGGAUAAGUUUGUCAAGCGGAGGCAGAGGCUCAUUGGACCAAACGGGUGUAAUUUGAAAUCCAUCGAGCUGCUCACCAACUGUUACGUCGUAGUUCAGGGCCAAACUGUAUCGGCACUGGGACCUUACAGAGGUGUGCAACAGGUGAGAAAACUGGUGGUGGAUACCAUGAAAAAUAUUCAUCCAGUUUACAGCCUCAAGACCUUGAUGCUUAAACGAGAACUCGCCAAGAAUCCAAAUUUAAAGAACGAGAACUGGGAACGGUAUCUUCCCAAGUAUAGCAGCAAGAACAUAAGUAAGCGCAAAGAACCGAAGAAGAAGAAGGAGAAGAAACCGUACACUCCGUUCCCGCCACCUCAGCAAGAGAGCAAGCUCGACAAGGCAAUGGCAUCUGGUGAAUACUUCCUGAAGGAGGAGCAAAAGAGGGCGAAGAGAAAGAGGGAACAGGAAGCGAGACACGAGGAGGCAACCAAGAAGAGGCAGGAGCGUAGGGCGCAGGCAUUCGUACCACCUGAGGAGAAACCUGUUGAAAGUGAGACUACGAAGACUGACGUGGACAUUGCUGAAAUAAAAAGGAAAGUUCGACAAGGGUUGAAAAAGCGUAAAACGGAAUAAUGUAUACGGGACAUUUUUUAAAUCAAUAAUGUGUAAAGAGAUGUAAAAAGUUAGGUUUUGUUACACAAAUAUAAAUUGACGGAUAUAUCCCGUUACUUUUAUUAAAAAAACUCAUUUUUAUAUAAUUACUGUUAUCGCAUUCUUAACAUAUGUAUAUAUAAUUAUUUUACAUUUGCAAAAUAUAGAGCAGAGGAAAUUUCAGAUCAACAUUUUGAAGACAAAUAUACCUAAAAUACGCAUUUUUCGAUAUUUUUUCCUUACUAAAUAUUUCACAGAAUAUUUCGGAUAUUUUGAAUUACAUGAAAGGGAGGAUUUUAAAAGAAUGUUUAAAAAACUGACCGGUGUCUUCAUCUCUCUUUAAGUUUCUACUUUCAAUUCUGCUUAUUUUUUAACAGGAUAUUUUAUUCCAAGUAUAUAACAUCUUCAAUAUACACCUUGCGCGAUUCGGCGCAAACGCCAUUUCAAAUCUUACGGCAAAAUUAUUGUAAUUUGAAAGUAGCGGAUGCCGAACUGACGCUGGGGAUUAUUUCUCGUUAUCCAAAAUUGCUCUUGUCGGACAAAAUAUUCGCAUUAACGCAUCGUAUUUAUAUAUGACAAGGAUGUAAAUGUUCGUUCAAUGUACAGCGCGCUCUUAUCCUAUCUGCACCACAAUUUCGCUUCUCGAGUAUAAAUUUUCAUAUUACUGGACACACGAAUAUUAACAUUGAUUGGUUACUCGCUAUAUAUAUACUUAAGAUUAAAAAGUCAAGAGUCGCUUUAGUAUCUUACAUUUUUUAUUGAUCUUGGAAGUACGCGACGUUCGUUAAGUUAUAUUAUUAUGUAUAUUAUGUAUAUAUGCCGUGAAUAUAUAUUUAUUUACAGAUA